Messenger RNA from Rotaria sp. Silwood2, 1110 nucleotides. NCBI's taxonomy places the organism in Eukaryota, Metazoa, Rotifera, Eurotatoria, Philodinida, Philodinidae. The record is from the annotation of a GenBank genome assembly.
AUGGUUUCACCAAUACCAACACGAAAACGUCACUUAUUUCAGGUUAAUCGACAUGUACGAGCUUCUAUAAUGCUAUUAUCAGUCAUGGAUGGUGCCGAACUCGAUCUUAAUAAUACAAUUCUUUCUUCAUCUUCAAAGCCAACAACAACAUCAUCAUCAAUAUCAACUUCUGAUGAUUAUGAAAAAGAUCUUCAAUUAGCUGCUGAACUUGGCAGAUGUUUACUUGAACGAAAUCAAGAAUUACAAAAUUAUAUAGAUAUUUUACAGAAACAAAUUGAUGAUGAACAAUGUAAUACAAAAUUAUUACAUGCUAAACUUGAAUCAACUCGUGAACAACUCGAUACUAAAUGUAAACAAACAGAAAUAUUAGAUGCAACUAAUUUCGAUUUAGAACGAGAACUUGCUCGACAACGUCGAGAAAAUGAAAUAAAUCGACAACGUAUUCAAGAGUUAUCUGAUUUAUAUGAAAAAACACGUAAACAAUAUCUUGAAAUUGAAAAUGAAUAUGAAACAUUUCGAUUAAAACAGUCUACAACCCUUUUUUUUCCUAAACAAUUACAUUCUCCUAUACAAAAAUCGAAUAUUUCAAUAUUGAAAUCAACAAAUCUACGACGUUCACGUUCGUUUGAUUUUAAUUCGACAUCUAAUUCAUCAUCAUCAUCGUCGAACAUAUCAACAUCUUUGAAUAUAUUCGAUGUAUCAUCAGCAUCAGUUUUUAAAACACAUCUUACUGAACUAAAAUCACGUAUAAUUUCAUUAACAACAGAAUGUUCGAGAUUAAAUGAAAAACUUGAUAAAUCUAGACAAGAAAAACGUUAUUUAAUUGAUCGUAUAACAUUACUCGAACGACAACGUCGUGAUGAUAAUGAUUCAUUACAAAAUGAAUUAAAUCAUUGUAAAAAACUGUUAGAAAAAUAUACGAAUGAUAAUUCAAAUACAAUUUUAUCGAAUAUUUAUUCACCACCCGAACAUGAAGUAUCAUUAUAUGAUGAAGUUUUAUUAGAAAAUAAACAAUCAAUGAAUAAACCAUCUUAUGAAUCAACAAAUUAUAAGGAUUUAUUUGCUCGUGUUUAUGAAAAAUUAAAGAUAAGUAAUAAUAAUAAUGCAUGA